CUGCAUCUUCAACUUCUUCUACUGCUGCUUCUUCCGCUUCUUCUGAUACUACUACUUCUUUUUCUUCUUCUUCAACUCCUUCUUUUGCUUCUGUUUCUACUAAUACUUCUUCUGCUCCUACGUUUUUUGAUACUAACUAUUCUAAUUCUGUUAAUUCUUUUACUACUACUACUAUUGUUUUGCCUACUUAUGUUUCCCCUGAUUCUUCUACUGCUUUAUUGACUGCUGCUUCUUCCAAUACUACUACUACUUCUUCUUCUUUAACUCCUUCUUAUGCUUCCAUUUCUACUAAUACUUCUUCUGCUCCUACAUUUUUUGCCAUUAACUUUUCUAAUUCUACUAAUUCUUCUAUUACUACUACUACUAACUUUACUUUUCCUUCUUCAUCUUUUGCUGCUAAUGAUUUAAAUACUUCUUUGUUUGCACAAGCUAGUCCCAUUUCCAACAAUAUAAAAAAUCUCCUGAGACAAAGUUGA
Molecule: messenger RNA, 476 nt
Organism: Diversispora eburnea
Lineage: Eukaryota; Fungi; Glomeromycota; Glomeromycetes; Diversisporales; Diversisporaceae
Source: the annotation of a GenBank genome assembly